GGAAGGGGAAAAGAAAUAGUAUUCUGAAAAUUGCAGGAGCAAAUUAAUGAAUGUACAUAGUACACUGUAAAGAGUAAAGUCCCCUUUCCCUCUCAUUUGAGGGAUUCUUUUCGUCUUCCCAUUUAUAAUUAUCAAACGUCGGAGAAAGAAUUGAGAGAAGGAAAGAUAAACAAACACCAAUCAAAGAGAAAGAGAAGAAAAAUGAGCUUUGAAGAAAUGUGUCCAGUAUUCCGGAAAGUGAUCGCGGAAUGGUCACCGCCGCGGCCGCUCACGAAACCGCCGGCGCCGUUUCUCUUUCACGUGCAUGGUGAUGGAAAUGACCAUUCUGGCCUCCGAAUCGUUGCCACCGAUUUUCAGUCCAAUACCUUUCAGGCCAUCAAGUCUCGUCAUCAGCUCGAGGACCUGAGGGAUGAUAUUGGAAUUGGUGGCUCGUGGUCUGAAUUUGUUGACUAUGUCACAACUUCCUUGAAAUCUGGAGAUGUGAAGCUUGUUAUGGAGGAUUUGUACGAAUCAGGAGGUGCUUCUCAUGCAAAAUUAAUUGCCCAAAAAGCAAAAGGAAUGCCACGACUCUCUAUUUCACUUGGUAAACUCGUCAAUGGUGCUGCCAGUGAGGCAAUGGCCAAGAUUUCUCUGGAGCUAUACAAAGAAUUCAAGGAUGUGCAGCGCUCACUUAUAGAAGAGCAAGAUAGCAAAUAUCAGUUAACAAAAGUUGUAGCUGCUGAACAGGAAAAGAAUGCCACUCUCCAAAAGCAGCUAGACAUGCUGCUCUAUUCAAGAAAGCACAAGUUACAGAAGAUAAGUGACAGAGACAAUUCAGAUUCUACAUCUGUUAUGGUUUCACAAGAUUCACCAGACAAGCAUGCUGCUUACAACCCGAGCUCCACAAAAGGAGCCAACCGUGUUGUACCAGCAUAUCGCAGGUCGAAAGUAAGAGGAGCGGUUUUAGAUGACACUGAAGAUGAUGCAUAAUAUUGAAUGGACUCUGUGCAUGUUUGAGUUGGUCCUAAAAUUAUUAGCAUUUGUUUUGUUCUUCAUACAGAUUCAUCAUGCAGAAGUGUGGGUGCCAGGAUAUAACUGAUCCUAAGCAGCAGUAGUAGUUACUCCAGGCAGACCGGCCAAUCACAUAUUAAAUUACACGGGUGUAUUUGUUUCAAAUUUGGUAAAGGAAAUCAGUCAUGCUGCAUAGUUUGAUGCGUGUCUAUUCUAACUGCUUGUACAGAUUUUUGUGAUGCACUGAUUUCAUUUGUGACUGAACAGUGGAAGAGCGCUAAGAUGGAAACUUCACUUGUAUCUGUUAAAAUGCUACUUUUGAAAUUGAAACUUGUUUGCUCCUCCCAGUUUGUAAUUUUGACUAUUGGUUCGUACAUAUAACAGUGUGCUUGCAAACUGCUGGUAUAAUUUUUGAAAUUACAAGUAAAUGUCACUCUGAAUUCCCUUUUUCUCUGGCAAGAUUCCAUGCGAAGUGCACAGUUCCUUAAGCUUUGGGCAUUUGGGUGUUAAAAAACCCCACACAUAUACUCCUUGUUUUGCGAGUUCCAAUGAUCGUCUUCUGCAACUCUGUCGAACAUGUUCAGAACAGGCACCCCCUUUGUCCUCUUGACUUGCAGUUCUCCUUGCUGAAGGACCACUGGGAAGACAUCAUGGUAUUUAUUUGAUGCUUCUAGACUUUACAGUGCUGUGAAUGAGGUUCACUUUCCUGCUACAAAUAUCAUCUUCCACCAGUCUUUAGCUGCUCGUUUCUCAGAUCCCUCCAGUGAUUUCCUGGGACAGGGUUUUGGAUGUUUUCUUGCCUCAGAUUUCUUCUUGGAACUCAGAGACGCAGGUAAGAACAUCUUUAGCAAGAAAACCUCACUCUCCAUGCUCUCAGUCCUGCAUAUUUGCCUAUUCUUGGUUUUCCGACUAUUCUGCAGUCUGCUUUCUGUUUUAUGCUCUACUUUCUUUCCUUCUACUAUCACUUUCUUCUCCUGCACUUCUUCCAUGUUUUGCUGAUCAUCAACUAUGUCUUUCAGUGUCAGUUCGUACGAAGAUUCUGGCAAGUCUUGGAUCAUCUCCAUGAGCUCCCGUCUACCAUCGACAAUGGCCCUCAAUCGUGACACUGGAGACAGACAGCUGUACUCAUGUCUGCAUGGCAGCAAAGGGGACGUUUCACGCCUGCAAUCAACCGGCGCUCUUGUCCAUAGAGGAGGAGAAUAAGCUCCCUCUUGAUCUUCAACAAGCCUUUGACCUUCAAAGGAAUCACCACAACUACGACGAUCAAUCGGAAAUUGCGUUUCAACGCACCGUGCCAAACAAACGCCAACACUUUAGCCCUUUGACAGCACGAAAAGUGGAUCAAGAGUGGAGUUCUUGGUGUAGCAGGUUUGAAAUGUCUUAGUGUUGAGGUGAGUCUAGGAUCUUGACCUUUCCUUGUUACCUUAAACAUACAACUUCUCCUUCUCUUGAAAUCAGAGUCAGGCUGCAGUUUUCCUUUGG
This is a messenger RNA of Sesamum indicum (sesame), 2472 nucleotides long. RefSeq names its product U2 small nuclear ribonucleoprotein auxiliary factor-like protein. The record is from RefSeq and is a predicted model, not a curated record. Lineage: Eukaryota; Viridiplantae; Streptophyta; Magnoliopsida; Lamiales; Pedaliaceae.